AUGGAUCAGUCCGCGCCCGCCGCCCCUGACUCCCCCGGUGAAUCCCCGCCAGCUCUGAACCCUUCGCCAGCACUGAAUCUGAGUCCUCCACCAGUGAAUACCCGCCAGCACUCUGAACCCUUCGCCAGCAGUGAAUCCUUCUCCAUCUGUAAUCCUUUCCGCAGUGAAUCCUUCUCCAGCAGUGAACCCUUCGCCAGCACUGACUCCUCCAACAGUGAAUCCUUCUCCAGCAGUGAAUCCUUCUCCAACAGUGAAUCCUUCUCCAACAUGAAUCCUUCUCCACCAGUGAAUCCCCCACCAGCACUGAACCCUUCGCCCCUUCGCCAGCACCGAAUCCUUCUCCAGCAGCGAAUCCCCUCCACCAGUGAAUCCGUCUCCAAUAUUGAGUCCUUCUCCACCAGUGAAUCCUUCUCCAUUAGUGAGUCCUUCUCCACCAGUGAAUCCGUCUCCAAUAGUGAGUCCUUCUCCAGCAGUGAAUCCCCCACCUGCACUGAACCCUUCGCCCCUCCGUCAGCACCGAAUCCCCCGCCUAGACCCCCGCCGCUCCGGAACUCGCAGGGAACUCUCGGAGGACUCCCCUGGAAGCUCGUAAAGGACUCGGCAGGAACUCCGGGAUCGCCGGGCCCUCCGCUGGUCCUGCCCCGCGUGGCCCACCGCACUCCACGGCGCUCUGUUGUUAAUUAA
Penaeus vannamei (Pacific white shrimp) is the source of this 684-nucleotide messenger RNA. The record is from RefSeq and is a predicted model, not a curated record. Lineage: Eukaryota; Metazoa; Arthropoda; Malacostraca; Decapoda; Penaeidae.